AGUUGGGCCUGUUUUACCACAGGAAAGAAUAAGGGGAAGAGAAAAGGGAAAAGCAGCCCAUCUGGGUCCUAGGAAUGAUGCUUCCCCUUGCUGCUCUUCUUCAGCCUGGGGUUUCCCAUCUGGUAAGCAAUCCUGGAGCAAAGGUCCCCAGAUACUGUGCAGAGGGGCUUCUCAGCAGUCCUGCAGUGCCAGGAAGCCAGGCUGGGGCUGGGGUCUGCUCCAACUUGAAAAGGUAGCACAGGCUUUUUUAGUGCUGUGGGAAGAGUCUGGAUGGAAGCAGCAACCCAGCUUUCCUCAUGAAAGGGACAUGCCAGGCACAAAUGCUCUUGAGCCAGCACACAGAGUCUAGCGAGAGGAGCCAAGGUCCUGCAUUCUCCCUGAUUUCAGGGUUUGCUGAGGGAAUGUCACAGCCCAAGCAGAGCUUGUGGAGGUCUCACCCCCAGCCGGCCCCCAGCAUCCAUAGAUUGUGAUCUGGACUGAGACCACACCCUUGCCUCAAUGCUUGGUCAGCUGGCACAGCUCCUGCUGCACACCAAUGGCUUCACCUUGCACUUCUUGCUCUCCUCAUCUUUUCUCCCACAUGCCCCAUGUCCAGGGGCAAUUUCAGCUUGUGUGGUGAGAGUCACACCCCUGAAGCAGGGCUGGGAUUCCCAAGAGCCUUGCCAGGAGCACCAGCAUGGCAGUGCUUUAGAGACUGGAAAAGCCUGCUUCCCAGUGCCAAGCCUAGGCAGGAUAGGCAGACAUGAACCUGUCCCAAAGCAGGAAGCUCAUCCCAGCUUCCACAGGGCUGUGGGCAGACUUGGGUGGGAGUUUUGGCUGAGGAUCUUAUCCUACAGGAUAAUCACUGGCAGUGGGAUGAGUCCUGGCUUUGCCUGGCUAGUAUGCACCCAGCCUGUAUUUCUGACUGGGCUAUGCACUGCCUUAACAUGCACAGGGAAAGGCAGGCUCCCAGAUCCCACAGGAUCCCAAACCAACAGCAAGCAAGCCUCAGGGAGGCCCCAGGCCAAAGACAGAAGUAGUAACAUGGCGGGAGCUGGGUCUGGAGAGGACAAAUGGCCAAGGAGGAAACAAGGCUGGCUGGGGCUGCAGCAACUCUGACCAGUUUUGGGGACUGAAGGGACCCAAGAUGUGUGGGACCCAGGUUUAAACCUCCACUGAACCUGUAAGCAGAAUUCUGCUCCUGGCUGUCUGUGAUCCAGGUCUUCCUGCUGGAGAUGCAGCAGAGCUGCCCGCAUGCAGCCCAAGCCAUGUGCCUGAUCCUGCCCACAUAGCCCUUGGGCAGCAAGUUUAAAUCCCCACAGAUGCUGGCACUGCUGUGUUUCCCUAGCUAGGGGUUCAUCAGCUCCACCCAUAAAAGCAGCACGUGAGUGUGCGAUUAUCUGAAAGGAUUUUCUUGGGUAAAACCUAGGAAUUUGAAAGGUUUUUCUGGGAAUCUUUGGCCAAGGGAAGCUCUCCUCUGCUGCAGUGCUGAGCUCCGCUAAGUUUACCUCAGCAGGGGCUUCCCUUGUGCCAGACCUCAGUGUAGUGCUAAAGCCCCCAGUAGUUGCUGAGGACACAGGACCACUGCAUGGUGGUGGCAUGAGAGCAAAGAACUGUGCUGGAAACUCACAAAGGAGCAGAGUGAUACACUGAGCAUCAAGGAUACAAACAUGGAUCAUGUGUCUCACACAUGAAAAGUGGGUGGCUUUUCCAAGACUAGUUUAUCAAGGAAAAAAGCAAGCUGUGGGUCUGAGGAGUCUCCUGCAUUCCUUUCGUGAUACAUGGAAAUUAACUUCAAGCCAACGGGCGGCCUGAGCAAGGCUUUUGCGAGCUCUCCCUGCCCAGCAGCCUGGCUGCAUGGCACGGGUCUCCCCAAGAACUGCAAUGCCCUCAAGGCUGGUCCUUGAUACAUGUACAGCGCUCCUCAGCAGAUGGUGUCCUGUACAACCCCAUAUUACAGUGACUGUGACGUGUGCCUUAGUAACUUUGACCCUGUCCUGGUCGCUGUGGAUGAUGGGGCAGUCCCAGUGAGCCUCACUCUGAACUUCGUCAGUCAUGCCUGUACAACACCACAUGAACAGUGCUCCUGUGCUACCUCAGACAGUGAAAGUAAGGUUAGACUAGAUAGAAAAAUAUCUUCCCUGUGAGAAGUGAGGCUGGGAAUGCCCUGGAAUAGGGUGCCCAGAGGAGCUGUGGCUGCCCGUGCAUCCCUGGAAAUGUCCAAAGCCAAGCUGGAGAGGGCUUGGAGUACCAUGGGCUCGUCUAAGGUGUCCCUGCCCACGGCAGGGGGUGGAACGGGUUGAGCUUAAGGUCACUUCGCACCCAAACCGUUCUGUGAUUAUCCAAGCGAUCCAAGCCCUCUGUUCCCGACACUGGGUCAAGGAAGGUGAACGGCCAGCACACCCUGUCCCCGCAAAACACCCUGUUCCCCAGCCCGACGGGAAAGGGCAGCCCCCGAGGCCUGGGACCCACGGCUGCGGACGGAGGCAGUAGACUCAGCGGACUCAGCGGACCCAGCUGCCCGCGGAGGCCGCUCCACCCGCCCCGAAGGACAGCAAGGCCAGGGCCACUCCCCGGGCGCACUCCACUCUGCGGCCCGGCCGCCUCGACGGCCCCGCAGAACGGAUUUAAACGGCGCCCGCUCCCACCAAUCACUGCCAUUCCGGCUCGGCGCUCGCCCCGCCCCUGCCGCAUGCUCGCCUUUCCAUUGGUCACCGGCGUUGAAUUUUAAACCCUGCCGCCCUGCCCCUUAGCAACUGCAUCCCUCUGCGCCCGCCGAUUGGUCGCCGCCUGGCAUCGCCUAGCACUCCGAUUGGGCGAGGCUCGGCCAGUGCUGGCCGGCCGCUACCGAACUGCUACUUUCAAAAGCGCCGGGGCCGGAGGUGCGGGCGCAGCGGACUGGGCAUGGCUUGCUCACAGAGACCAAGGGAAAGGAUGCCACUGCCGCGCAAUGCCAAGAUGCUGAGCACCAAGCAGUCCCGAGCAGGCAAGGCAGGCCCUGCUGCAGAGAACGUUGAUCCUGAGAAGGAGGAGAGUUGUCAUGCCAAGAGGUCUUCGUCCUCACCCCAGGGCGGGCCCAAGAAGAGAUCAGCGUUCGGAGACAUCACCAAUGCUCGUAAGAACCAGGUGGUGGCAGGGAAGAAGGAGGCUGUGAAGAUUGCUCCACCCAAGGCACAGAAGGCACAUAAUGCCUUAGGGGUGGCCAAGAACAAUGAGAUCAACCUAAAAAAGUCAAUGAAGAAAACUCCCCCAACAGCUCCUGCAGAGCCCAGAGUGGAUCCUGGGCCAGAGAAGCCAGUGUCUGUACAGGAACUGAAGCCCCCUGAGCAGAGGCAGGUGCCAGCAGUGGAGGACAUUGACAAGGAGCAGCUGGGUGACCCCUAUGCCAAUGCAGAGUACGCCAAGGAGAUCUUUGAAUACAUGCGGGAAAGAGAGGAAAAAUUCAUACUUCCUGACUACAUGGAGAAGCAGACAGACAUCAGUGGGGACAUGCGUGCUAUCCUUGUGGACUGGAUGGUGGAGGUGCAGGAGAACUUUGAGCUUAACCAUGAGACACUGUACCUGGCUGUGAAGCUAGUGGACCACUACCUGGUGGAGGUGGUGAGCAUGAGGGAGAAGCUGCAGCUCAUCGGCUCCACUGCCAUCCUCAUUGCCUCCAAAUUUGAGGAGCGGUGCCCACCAUGUGUGGAUGACUUCCUCUAUAUCUGUGAUGAUGCCUACAAGCGGGAGGAGCUUAUUGCUAUGGAGAUGAGCAUCCUCAGUACCCUCAAGUUUGACAUCAACAUCCCCAUCCCCUACCGCUUCCUGCGGCGCUUUGCCAAGUGUGCCCGUGCCACCAUGGAGACACUGACGCUGGCCCGCUUCCUCUGCGAGAUGACCCUGCAGGAGUACGACUAUGCCCGUGAGAGCCCCUCGAAGCUGGCUGCCAGCUGCCUGCUGCUGGCACUUACCAUGAAGAACCUUGGGGGCUGGACCCCUACACUGGAGUACUACAGUGGGUACAGUGCCCAGGACCUGCACCCUCUGGUGAAGAGGCUGAAUUUCCUACUCACAUACCAGCCCCGUGACAAACUGAAUGCUGUGCGCAGCAAGUACUCGCACAGGGUCUUCUUUGAGGUUGCCAAAGUCACCCCCAUGGACAUGCUCAUGCUUGAGGAGACACUCACUAGCUCUUAGCCCUACUCUGUGAAUAAGCCUGUAAAUAAUGGGGUACCCUCAAGCAGGGUGGUACCAUGUACAUAAGUAAUAGUAAUUUUAACUGAGGACGAGGUGGGGGGGGGUGGAAAAAAGUAAUGUGUAACUGUUAAUAAAAUGUGUUUGUUGUA
Messenger RNA from Serinus canaria (Common canary), 4304 nucleotides. RefSeq names its product cyclin B3 (gene CCNB3). Gene Ontology annotation, cellular component: centrosome; nucleus; cyclin-dependent protein kinase holoenzyme complex. The record is from RefSeq and is a predicted model, not a curated record. The coding region runs from base 2884 to 4155 and encodes 423 amino acids. NCBI's taxonomy places the organism in Eukaryota, Metazoa, Chordata, Aves, Passeriformes, Fringillidae. Gene Ontology annotation, biological process: mitotic cell cycle phase transition; regulation of cyclin-dependent protein serine/threonine kinase activity. Gene Ontology annotation, molecular function: cyclin-dependent protein serine/threonine kinase regulator activity. The transcript is spliced from 12 exons.